AUGCCUCUUUCGAUCACGGCCCCUUCCAAGCCAUCCUCUUCGUCAUCGCCUCCGACAUUACCAUCUGCUGCUGCCUCGCAAACGGCUCCACUGCGCUCCUCGCCCGACCCGCCCUUCUACCAGUCGCACGGCUCAACACCGCGCACAUCCGUCUCGCAAUCUAGAAUAACCAACGGUAAAGCGCGUUCAUCCACACCAACCAAGCUCUACGCGGACUCGGAACUGGAUACAACCUCCACUGAGGACUUUUACGACGAGGACGAGGACGACUACCUUGGCCUUCAAGACGACGGUGCACGCAGACCGUUCUUACAGCAGCGGAACAGUGCUUCAUCUAUAUCACGCAAGAAGCGAUCCACAACACGCCCAGGCACCAAAAGAACCGAUUCGAUCAAGAUGAAGCCGGCGCAAGCGAGCAAAUUCGCCGACUCGUUCAGAGACGACGAGGCGGUCGCAAAGUCUGCGGGAGACGCUGACGCAGGCGAUGUGCACUCCGCAGACGGUUCGAAUGCGCGAAGAUCUUCCUCCCAUGUCGGCGGGGAAGCAACGCGUUUGCCGGGCGAUGUGACGUUUGACGACAUCUUUGACCCGACCAAGACGCUGCGCGAGAACAAGUCGAUGAUGAUCUCGGCGGAGCUCGAUCGUAUGGGGAUGGGCAGGUAUCAAAUCUGCAUCUGGUUCCUCUGCGGCUGCGGGUACUUUAUCGACCUGCUGUGGGCGCAAGCGUUGGGGCUGAUCGUGACGCAGGUCGCCUUCGAAUUCGACAACCAGAUCCACGGCUCCACGGGCCCGCUCCAGACUGCCUUUUCUGCAGGCCUCACCGUCGGCGCAUUCUUCUUCGGCUUCGCCGUCGAUGUUGUGGGCAGACGCUGGAGCUUCUACCUCACCACUUUCAUCGCCUCCGUCUUCGGCAUCGCCAUUGGAGGAGCACGCAGCUUCGACACGCUCUGCGUCAUCUCUGCCUUCAUUGGUUUUGGCAUCGGCGGCAACAUCCCCAUAGACGCAACGAUCACGCUCGAGUUCCUCCCCACCAACCGCCGCUUCCUCGUCGCCGCGCUCUCGUUGUUUCAGCCGCUGGGCGUGCUCGUGUGUUCCGGCAUCUCGUACGGGCUGAUCCCCAAGUACGCGUGCGAGUCGGCGUCUACGUGCACGCGCCAAAACAACAUGGGCUGGCGCUACACGUUGUACACGCUCGGCUGCAUCACCUGGCUCAUCUUUGUCGCGCGCUUCUUUGUGUUUACCUUCCGUGAGUCGCCACAGUAUCUGCUCGCGCGCGGGAAGGACGCAAAGGCGCUCAGCAUUAUCCAGCAGAUCCUGAGGACCAACAAGAGCAAGAUGGAACCGCUGUUCACGCAGGCUGAUUUCCACGAGGCUGCGAGGCGGAUUGCCGAGCACGAAGGAAGGGAGAGGAGUGCGGACGAGGACGAGGAGCAGCAGGGUCUGCAUGCGGGCGGGAGAAAGACAACGAAUUGGCAGACGGCCAAGAAGUCAGCGAGGGAGAUGCUGGCGCUGUUCUUGAAUGCGAAGACGCUCUUUCAGAACAAGACGAUGGCGAGGGUGACCACGAUCAUCUGGAUUACGUUCAUUGCCGACUUUUGGGGGUUCACGCUCGCAGGCUUCUAUCUUCCGCAGAUCCUGCGCGCCAAGGGAGCAAAGCAAGAUACAUCGAUAGAGACGACCUACCGAAACUACAUUCUCAUCUACUUCCCUGGCAUCUUUGCUGUCGCCUUCGGUGCCGCCAUGAUCGAAGUACCCAAGCUCGGAAGGCAAUGGGCGAUGGUGGUAUCGUCCGCGCUGAUGGCUGUGUCCUUUUUCUUAUACACUUUGGUUUCCGGCGUUCAAGGAAGCAUCGGCAUCAAUGCGAUGGAGUACUUCUUCCAGAGCUUCUUCAACAGUAUCCUGUACGCCUUUGUGCCGGAGAUCUACCCCUCACAAGUUAGAGGGACAGCGAGCGGCCUCGCAUCAACCCUUGGACGCAUUGCAAGCAUCGUAGCCCCGCUGGCGGCGGAUCCGCUCUUCAGGGACCAGACGGAACAGCAAGCGAAGAACGUGCUCUAUCUGGCGGGGAGCAUCACGUUGAUCUGCCCUAUUGCUUUGGCAUUCUUGCCUUAUGACACGAGGGGGAUGAGGGUUUAUUGA
This is a messenger RNA of Sporisorium graminicola, 2139 nucleotides long. RefSeq lists its product as uncharacterized. The record is from RefSeq and is a predicted model, not a curated record. The transcript has a single exon. Gene Ontology annotation, molecular function: transmembrane transporter activity. Gene Ontology annotation, biological process: transmembrane transport. Lineage: Eukaryota; Fungi; Basidiomycota; Ustilaginomycetes; Ustilaginales; Ustilaginaceae. Gene Ontology annotation, cellular component: membrane. Bases 1 to 2139 code for a protein of 712 amino acids.